CGGAGGCCCCGCGAGGCGUCCAGUUCUCCCUCCGCAGCCCCGACCCCUCCACGAGGACCCGCCCCCUGCGCCCGGCUCUCGCCGCGUCCCCCGCUCCAGGCGGCCAGGGGUCCCCUGCCGGGCGGUUGUCUGUCCCGACCGCGUAGUCCGGGUCGGCCCGCGCCCGGGGGAGCCCUGCCGGGGCGCGAUGGCCUCGGAGUCGGUGAAGGUGGUGGUGCGCUGCCGCCCCAUGAACCAGCGGGAGCGGGAGCUGAACUGCCAGCCCGUGGUGACGGUGGACUCGGCGCGCGGCCAGUGCUUCAUCCAGAACCCCAGCGCCACCGACGAGCCGCCCAAGCAGUUCACCUUCGACGGCGCCUACUUCAUGGACCACUUCACGGAGCAGAUCUACAACGAGAUCGCCUACCCGCUGGUGGAGGGUGUCACUGAGGGCUACAACGGCACCAUCUUUGCUUAUGGCCAGACGGGAAGCGGAAAGUCCUUCACCAUGCAGGGCCUGCCCAACCCACCCACCCAGAGAGGCAUCAUCCCCAGGGCCUUCGAGCACGUUUUUGAGAGUGUGCAGUGUGCGGAGAACACCAAGUUCCUGGUCCGGGCCUCCUACCUGGAGAUCUACAACGAAGAUGUCCGUGACCUCCUGGGGGCUGACACCAAGCAGAAGCUGGAGCUGAAGGAGCACCCGGAGAAGGGAGUGUACGUGAAGGGGCUCUCCAUGCACACGGUGCACAGCGUGGCCCAGUGCGAGCGCAUCAUGGAGAGGGGCUGGAAGAACCGCUCGGUCGGCUACACCCUGAUGAACAAGGACUCCUCGCGCUCCCACUCCAUCUUCACCAUCAGCAUCGAGAUCUACGCUGUGGACGAGCGGGGCAAGGACCACCUGCGGGCAGGCAAGCUGAACCUGGUGGACCUGGCGGGCAGCGAGCGGCAGUCCAAGACGGGGGCCACCGGGGAGCGGCUCAAGGAGGCCACCAAGAUCAACCUGUCGCUGUCCGCGCUGGGCAACGUCAUCUCGGCCCUGGUGGACGGGCGCUGCAAGCACAUCCCCUACCGCGACUCGAAGCUGACGCGGCUGCUGCAGGACUCCCUGGGCGGCAACACCAAGACGCUGAUGGUGGCCUGCCUGUCGCCUGCCGACAACAACUACGACGAGACGCUCAGCACGCUGCGCUACGCCAACCGAGCCAAGAACAUCAAGAACAAGCCGCACAUCAACGAGGACCCCAAGGACGCCCUGCUGCGCGAGUACCAGGAGGAGAUCAAGAAGCUCAAGGCGAUCCUGGCCCAGCAGAUGGGCCUCAGCAACCUGUCAGCCCUGCUGUCCAACCAGGUGCUCCCAAAACCUGUCCAGACUGAGGAGAAGCCAUGGUCCCCGCCUGCGAUCCAGCAUGACACGGAGGCUGAGAAGCAGCUGAUCCGGGAGGAGUACGAGGAGCGCCUGGCCCAGCUGCGGGCCGACUAUAAGGUGGAGCAGGAGUCCAGGGCCCGGCUGGAGGAGGACAUCACUGCCAUGCGCAACUCGUACGACGUGAAGCUGUCCACGCUGGAGGAGAGCCUGCGCAAGGAGACAGAGACCAUCCUGAAGGCAGAAGUCCUCUUCAGCACCGAAGUCAUGUCCAAGGCCGAGUUUGCCAGCGUGUCUGAGUGCACACCUGCCUUCCAGUACGAGAUGCCGGUGAAGCCCGAGACGCACUCCAUCAGCGACCCUCCACCCAGCGAGGGCGUCUCCACGGCUGGGCUCCCUUCCCAGUGUGAGGACCUGCCCAGGGCGGGGACCUCCAAGUCCGACAGUUCCUUGGGGUCUGAUGAGUCGUCCACACUGGAAGGAACCUCCACGCCCGAGGCCUUCCCUGGGCUCCAGGAGCCCCCCACCCUGGAGCUCCCCUCUGUGCCCGAGGUGGAGGCGAAGAGCAAGGACUUCCUGGAGGAGCUCAGCCGGGAGGCCCUGCUGGGGGAGGAGCCCUUCCUCCAGGAGGAGGAGCCCCAGCUGGUGCCCCUAGAGCUGCUCCCCGGCCUGCACGACCCCUUUGCCGACGUGGAAGCCAAGCUGGCCAGGCUUUCGUCCACCAUGGCCCUGGCAGACGCGCCCCAGACGGACAUACCCAAGGUCCCCAUGCAGCACCCCUCCCUGACAGAUGUCCCUGAGCUCAGUGACUUCGGGGCUGAAGAUGAGGCAGAGGGCGGCCUCCUGCCCGAGACAAAAGCGCAGCAGGCCCCAGGGCACGAGAGGAAGGCUUUAAAUCUACUCACAUUUUUGGAGAGAGGAAGCUACCUGCCAACCUCUGGACCUGAGCUCUGGGAGGCUGACCUGGGCCAGGAAGGGGACAAAGACAAGGUGUUGGCAGCAGAACCUGUCGGGGGGCCCGAGGCCGAGGUCCAGCCCCUGCUGGCCAUGACGAGUUCGAGAAGGGACAGUGUGGAGGUGGCAGUGCUGACCGACGACCUGAUGCCCAUGGUGGACCAGCAGCAGGUGCUCGCCCGUCUGCAGCUGCUGGAGCAGCAGGUGGUCGGUGGCGAGCAGGCCAAGAACAAGGACCUGAAGGAGAAGCACAAGCGCCGGAAACGCUACGCGGACGAGCGCAGGAAGCAGCUGGUGGCCGCCCUGCAGAAAUCGGACGAGGACAGCGGGGACUGGGUGCUGCUCAACGUCUACGACUCCAUCCAGGAGGAAGUGAGGGCCAAGAGCAAGCUGCUGGAGAAGAUGCAGAGGAAGCUUCGGGCGGCAGAGGUGGAGAUCAAAGACUUGCAGUCGGAGUUUGAGCUCGAGAAGAUCGAUUACUUGGCCACCAUCCGCCGGCAGGAACGCGACUUCCUGCUCUUCCAGCAGCUGCUGGAGCAGGUGCAGCCGCUGAUUCGCCGGGACUGUAACUACAGCAACCUGGACCGGGUCCGGCGCGAGUCCUGCUGGGACGAGGACAACGGCUUCUGGAGGAUCCCGGAGCCCGUGGUCAUCAAAACCAGCCUCCCAGUAGCAGUUUCAACAGGGCUGCAGAACAGACCAGCCCGCAAAACCUCCGCGGCAGACAGCGGCGAGCUGGGCAUGGAAGAAGACCGCUACAGGCUGAUGCUCAGUCGGAGCGACAGUGAAAAUAUUGCCAGUAACUACUUCCGGCCAAAGCGGGCCAACCAGAUCCUCAGCACAGAUCCCAUGAAGAGCCUCACCUAUCGCAGCUCGCCGCCAGGCCUCAGCUCCCCCCUCGGCAACAGCUCUGCCAUGCCACCCUCCCAGGCCCCUGAGAUGCCCCAGCCCCGGCCCUUCCGCCUCGAGUCCCUCGACAUCCCCUUCACCAAGGCCAAGCGUAAGAAGAGCAGAAGCAGCUUUGGCAGCGAGCCUCUGUGAA
Messenger RNA from Myotis lucifugus (little brown bat), 3338 nucleotides. It is a transcript of the gene KIF17, whose product is annotated as kinesin family member 17. Gene Ontology annotation, biological process: microtubule-based movement. The transcript is spliced from 16 exons. Bases 188 to 3337 code for a protein of 1049 amino acids. Lineage: Eukaryota; Metazoa; Chordata; Mammalia; Chiroptera; Vespertilionidae. Gene Ontology annotation, molecular function: microtubule binding; microtubule motor activity; ATP binding. The record is from RefSeq and is a predicted model, not a curated record.